GUAUGUAUUGUUUGAUGGAUGGAUGAGAUUUCUGGGAAACAAACACCUAAAAACACACUUAUUUUUUUGCCUCGAUUCACUUUGGAGAAAAAAAUGCACUCAAUUACAACUUAGUCAUAUCGCCAUGCAAAACAAACGUGACUCCCCAAUUCACUAAUUAUUUGAAAAAAAAAGUUUUGAAAACAAAAAAGAUUAUUGGUACUCAAUGUUCCUGCAUAUUUGUCAUAUGGACGUUAUUCCAGCAGUGGACAACAAGUGCAGCUAUCUGUGGACCAGACAAUUAUUUACAAUUGAAUGAAACUCAAUGAGAGCAUUAUUCUAAUCCCUGUCGUUUAAUUCCAUCAUCGAAACCAUGUACACCAUGUUGGAGAGAAUGGCUUUUAAAGUUGUCCACUACAGUCACCGCGUUGCACCAUAUUUGUGUUUUCCUUUAAUGUGCAAAGCGGACGCACUUCGUUAGCUAGACCGACACCGUGCAGUCGACUGUCGCGUUAAGAUGGAAUCGACACAGAAAGGUACAAGUCUCGAGCUAAACUGUCGCGAUACUUGGAGAAAUCUCGCUUGAUCUCGAAGGGAGGGAAGCAGCGGAUCGAAGACCUGCUGGCAUCACAGCUGAUGACGCGGGGCAGACAGCCUCCCCCAAAGAGUUGCCCGAAUGGAGCGGAGGUGAGAAUUUCACCCAUGGAUGCGUCCUGCACGGAGACAUGAUAAGCACGGGCUCAGUUAUAGCUGCCGCCUAUCUAUCGCCAUGGUGAGAGAAGCCCUUGGCUGUUGCCAUGGAGACCCCAUAGCAAGAGCUCUAUAACCAAGAUCUGUUUCCUUGGUGACCCCAUAAAAAGAGCCAGGUAACUAUUUCAAUCUGUUGCCAUGGUGUCGCUGUAACGGGGCCAAAACGAGGUCGAUGAUGAAGAUGAUGAUGAUGAUGAUGAUGAGCCGUUAGGUGGCAAGGCACAUUUUGCGCACCACUUUGUCACGAUGGGAACAUCCAGGAUGUUUCACAUUUUUGUCGUCCUGGGCUCCGCCUUCAUGAUCCUUUUAAUCAUCCUCUACUGGAAGGAAGUUGGAGCGUCGCAUCAGUUUUUGCACACCCCCGUCUCACCCGGACCCAAAAUGACAAAACCUGCUCAACAGCAGCAGCAACAGCAGCAGAAGCCUCAACCUCCCCAAUCCCCGUCCUUCCUCUCCGACAUCGAUGCCUUUGUCAACCAGUUCUUAGAGCCUGGAACUGGCGAACCCACUGACCAGGUGCCCGCCGAAGCAAGCAACCAAUCAGAGAAGGCAGAAGAGCGAUAUGUUCCGAGGCAGGAGUGGAAGAUUCAUUUGACUCCGGUGGCGGCAGAGCUUCGCCAGAGACAGGAGAACCGGCAGAAGUUACUUAAAGAUCUGUGCGCCAAUGACAGCCUGGAGUUCCCCGGCAAAAACCGCUCAUUUGACGACAUUCCCAACAAGGAGCUGGAUCAUCUCAUAGUCGAUGACAGGCACGGUGUUAUCUACUGCUACGUGCCAAAGGUGGCUUGUACCAAUUGGAAGCGAAUCAUGAUCGUUCUCAGCGAGAGCCUGCUCCGCGACGGCGUACCCCAAAGGGACCCGAUGGCCAUCCCCAGGGAGCUGGCUCACAACGCCAGCAUGCAUUUCACCUUCAACAAGUUUUGGAAGCGCUACGGCAAAUUUGCAAGGCACCUCAUGAAGGUCAAACUGAAGAAGUACACAAAGUUCCUUUUUGUGCGGGACCCAUUCGUGCGUCUCAUAUCCGCCUACCGGGAUAAAUUUGAGCUGCGCAACGAGGACUUUUACCGCCGCUUUGCUAAAGUCAUGCUGCGGCGCUACGCCAACCAGUCGACGCCCCCCGACUCUGUGGAUGAGGCGUUUGCCAUGGGGGUUCACCCUUCCUUCUCUCAUUUCACCCAGUAUCUACUGGACCCUCAGACGGAGAAGUACGGUCCCUUUAAUGAGCACUGGCAGCAGGUGUACCGCCUGUGUCACCCGUGCCAGAUCCAAUAUGACUUUGUGGGCCACUUGGAGACGGCCGAGGAAGACGCUGAGCAUUUGCUACGCCUGCUGCGCGUGGACAAUGUGGUGGAGUUUCCUACCUCGCACAGGAAUCUGACAGCCAGCGACUCGGAAUCAGACUGGUUCAGCACGGUGCCGCUGGAGGUGCGGAGGGAACUUUACAAGCUGUAUGAACCCGACUUCAGGCUUUUUGGUUACGAUAGACCACACUCUAUCCUCAAUGAGUGACUCUGACGCAACUUGACAAGCUGGAAGAUGUGUUUUCUUGAAAGUCCCUGUAAAGUGAAAAAAAUCCAUUUGAGCUCUACGUUUGACACGCCGCAGAGAAGAGUUUUGCUCACCGCGCAAAAAAUAUGAACGAUUAAAACAAAAUCUCAAAAUACAUCACAACCAUACUGCAGCGAGCAAGCUAACCGCAUGUCACAGUUGUGCCGCUUAACUACUAAUGCGAACGAUGGUGCUGAAGUUAUCACUGGGCACUUUUUUUUAGCCACGCUGAAAUAAAUCGGAAAAAAACGCAAUGUCAAAAAACAAUUCGACUGUCUGGCUCCAAAUUUACGUGCCACUCCGUUGUCAGUCUUUGCACAUGUUUUCAGAAAUGAUCUUCAAACGUGUCUAAUCGGAGACACAUCUCGAAAUUCACUUCACAGGGUCUUUGACGAACACCUUUUUUCCAAUUUCACUCUGAGAAUAAUAUUUGGCACCUGCUGCUAUCGGAAGCACAAAAGUGAGCCGGAGAAAAAUGUGAAUGGACAAUUAAUUUGAAGAUUUUAUAAUGCCACAAAGCACACAAAUGAGUGCGACGCAGUCGGCUCAACAGAAGGUGUCUUGUGUCAUUUCGCGCCUCCAGAGAGCUCCCUCCUCCGGCAUUUUCCACUCCCAGCUCAGAUGUCACGUUUGAUUGGCCGCUCGCACUUAACAUGUGACUUACCCAACGCCGGCUUUGUAGCAGGAGGCCGCUCGUUUGGCCAAUCUGACACAUUUUUAAUGCUGCCGCAUGCCACUGACAUUUAUUUCAUAUUGUGCAAUGUUUUCUUGAAAUCCUCCUU
Messenger RNA from Hippocampus comes (tiger tail seahorse), 3059 nucleotides. It is a transcript of the gene chst12a, whose product is annotated as carbohydrate (chondroitin 4) sulfotransferase 12a. The coding region runs from base 976 to 2238 and encodes 420 amino acids. The record is from RefSeq and is a predicted model, not a curated record. Gene Ontology annotation, biological process: proteoglycan biosynthetic process; carbohydrate biosynthetic process. The transcript is spliced from 5 exons. Gene Ontology annotation, molecular function: sulfotransferase activity. Gene Ontology annotation, cellular component: membrane. NCBI's taxonomy places the organism in Eukaryota, Metazoa, Chordata, Actinopteri, Syngnathiformes, Syngnathidae.